Messenger RNA from Mirounga angustirostris (Northern elephant seal), 6646 nucleotides. It is a transcript of the gene MALRD1, whose product is annotated as MAM and LDL receptor class A domain containing 1. Gene Ontology annotation, cellular component: membrane. Bases 1 to 6543 code for a protein of 2180 amino acids. The record is from RefSeq and is a predicted model, not a curated record. The transcript is spliced from 41 exons. NCBI's taxonomy places the organism in Eukaryota, Metazoa, Chordata, Mammalia, Carnivora, Phocidae. Gene Ontology annotation, molecular function: protein binding.
AUGAACUGCUCUGGGAGUCAUUUGUUAGGGUUGCAGAUAGUUACCAAGGCGACCUAUCAAGUGGUGCUCUUCUGCUUGGCCGAAAUGUUAGCAUUCCCAAGGAAUGAAGCUUUUUGUUUCCUUUGGAUUUCUUGUGUUUUCAUCUCUGCAUGGGUUCAGCAAGGAACAAAAGACUUUCAGUGUGGCAAUGGGUUGUCCUUGCCUCCUGACAACGUGUGUGACUUCACAGAUCAGUGUGGGGACAAGAGUGAUGAACAGCAAUGCUCCAGUUAUGAAAGAUGUGAUUUUGAAAAUGGGCUCUGUAGUAUGACACAAGAUCAUAGUCUGCAACUUGUUUGGACAAAGAGAAGUGGGAUGACUGGUCUCUCACCUCCAUUUUAUGAUCACAACGGUGAUAUGUCUGCCCACUUCCUCUCACUGGUCUCCAAAGUGGGUUCUACUUCCUCAGACUUAAGAAGCAGAGUUUUUCUUCCGACGAAUAACCAACAUGCUUGUCAGAUUGCAUUUUAUUACUUCUCCAGCCAAGUGAGUGGCAAAUUAGUGGCUGGCCUUCAAACCACAUGUGGUGGUCCCAUUCAGCAUUUAUGGCAAAACACAGCUGGGCUCCAGAAUCAGUGGGAGAGAAAUGUCAUGAACAUCCAGAGCAACCAGAAAUUUCAGGUUGUUUUUCAAGGUCAAAUAAUUUCAACUCCUGAACAGGAUGAAGUCAUAGCUAUUGAUGAUAUAUCUUUCAGUUCAGGCUGCUUGCCUGCAAAUGAUGAAAUUUUACCAUGUCCAGAAACAUUGAAUACAGAGCAGGAACCGUGCCAUCUAGAUACAAGUCUCGGCAGUUCUGAUUCUACAGAUGAAGGAUUGAGGUUGUAUCAGGUCUGUGGAUUUGAAUUUGACAUGUGUGACUGGGUGUCAGAAACAUCUGCUGGGCAAAUUUCCUGGAUGCGCACAAAAGCAAGAGAAGUUCCUACGUUACAAUCUGGACCCCAGCAGGAUCAAAGUAGUGAUGAAGGUUAUUAUAUAUGGGUAGGAGCUAAGGAUACUUCUACUCUUAACCAUGUAGACAGCAGGGCUUAUUUAAAUAGCUCUGUGUGUCACUGCCUGGGCAAGAGCUGCCGUCUUCAAUUCUAUUAUUCCAUGGAAAACAGUGUUCUGAGAGUAGGACUGUACAAUAUUAAGGAAGAAGAAAUAUCUUGGAUAUACAACACAUCAACUGACAGAAAAUGGGUGAAAGCAGAGGUGUUAAUACCAGAAAGCCUGAAGACAUUUAAGAUUAUAUUGGAAGGGACUAUUUUGAGCCAGAAAGGUUUUAUUGGGCUGGAUCGGCUCUGGGUCUGUGCCUGUGCACUUGCCCCGUCCAGAAGGCUUUGUCCUACAGAUGAAUUCACUUGUGCCAAUGGCCAGUGCAUUGCCCAAGACUCGGUCUGUGACUCGCAGCAGGACUGUUCUGAUGACAGUGAUGAAGACCCAGCAACUUGCUCAGAUCCCCUCACAUGUGACUUUGAGUCUGGUUUAUGCGGCUGGGAGCCAUUUCUCACAGAAGAUUCACAGUGGGAAGUCAUGAAAGGAUUGGCAAGUGGAGAGACUCACCUUCCUGAUGCUGAUCACACAGCAAACGCAAGUCGUGGAUCAUUCAUUUAUUUCAGAUCCCAUCAAUCUCAAGGAGUAGCCAAGCUCGGAAGUCCUAUUCUUACAAAAGCACUCACUGCCUCUACCGCAUGUCAGGUGCAAUUUUGGUAUCAUUUGUCCUGGGAUUCACAUCUCUCGGUUUUUACAAGAACAUCACUGGAUGGGGAUUUGCAAAAACAAGGUGAUCUAAUUGGAAUCUCCAAAUCUCAGUGGAAACAAGCAAAAAUCAAUCUCUGUUUGGGGGCUGGAGAAUCUACUCUACCUUUUCAGUUGAUUUUGGAAGCUACUGUUUUAUCAUCAAAUGCUACUGUUGCUCUAGAUGACAUCAGUAUAUCCCAGGAAUGUGAAAUUUCUAAUAUGUCACUUCCAGGUACCAGCAUACUAAAGAAAGGUUCCAAAUGCGACUUUGAAGCAAAUAGCUGUGGUUGGUUUGAAGCAAUCAGUGGUGACAAUUUUGACUGGGUAUGGAACUCUAGAAGUAACCUUUCGGCUGAAUUUGAGCAACAGGCUCCACCUUGGGAUCAUACUCACAACACAGCUGAAGGGCAUUUUAUGUUCAUUCUGAAGAGAAGCAGAAGCUUGUCACAAGUUGCCAAACUCCAGAGCCCAACCUUUAGCCAGGCAGGAUCUGGAUGCACGCUUUCCUUCUGGUUUUAUAACUAUGGCCUGUCAGUGGGAGCAGCUGAGCUACAGCUACACAUGGAAAAUUCCAAUGACUCUACAGUGCUCUGGAGAGUAUUAUAUAACCAGGGCAACCAGUGGUCACAGGUGACUAUUCAGCUGGGACGCCUUACUCAGCCCUUCCAUUUGUCACUAGAUAAAGUCAGUCUUGGCAUUUAUGAUGGAGUCUCAGCUAUUGAUGACAUCAGAUUUGAUAAUUGUACUCUUCCCCUUCCUGCGGAGAGCUGUGAAGAGCCAGAUUUUUUCUGGUGUCGACACAGCAAGGCUUGCGUAGAAAAGCUUCUGUUAUGUGAUCUGGUAGAUGAUUGUGGUGAUCACACUGAUGAGGAUGACUGUGUACCUGAACUCCAAUGUAACUUUGAAAAUGGAAUUUGUAACUGGGAACAAGAUACAGAAGAUGACUUUGAUUGGACCAGGACGCAGGGUCCAACUUCAACACUUAAUACAGGGCCAAUGAAGGAUAAUACUUUGGGCACAGCUAAAGGACACUAUCUCUACAUAGAAUCUUCGGAGCCACAGGUUUUCCAAAACAGAGCUACUUUACUCAGCCCUAUCCUCAACGCCACCAAUGCAGAGGGCUGUACCUUCCGUGUAUAUUACCACAUGUUUGGAAAGCACAUUUAUAGGCUGGCCGUCUACCAGAGAAUAUGGAGUAACACAAGAGGACAGCUGUUGUGGCAGAUAUUUGGGAAUCAAGGCAACAGAUGGAUAAGGAAACACCUCAAUGUUUCCAGCAGGCAGCCUUUUCAGAUUUUGGUGGAGGCUUCAGUAGGAGAUGGCUUUACUGGAGACAUUGCAAUCGAUGAUUUGUCAUUCAUGGGCUGUGCCCUCUACCCUGGUACUUUGCCAGUGGACCUCCCAACUCCACCGGAAAUGUCAGCUCCAGUAACAUUACCCCCACACAACUGUAUAGACGAUGAAUUUGUUUGCAAGUCUGAUGGUCACUGUGUUGAAAAAAUCCAGACAUGUGAUUUUAGAUAUGACUGUCCUGACCAAUCAGAUGAAUCAUUCUGCGCUACGAAAGUUUGCAGCUUUGAAGAAGGAAGCCUGUGUCAAUGGUACCAGCCAAUCCCAGAAAACCUAAUUCAAGAUUCAAACACUUUCAGAUGGGCACUUGGUAAUGGAAUCAGUAUUCAUCAUGGGGAAGAAAAUCACAGGCCAUCAGUGGAUCAUACAACAAAUACCACAGAUGGCUGGUACCUGUAUGCUGAUAGUUCAAAUGGAAAAUUUGGUGAUACGGCUGAUAUACUCACUCCUGUUAUUUCACGCAUGGGACCAAGAUGUACCCUGGUGUUCUGGACUCAUAUGAAUGGUGUCACAAUUGGUUCUCUUCAGGUACUCAGCAAGAAAGACAAUGUUACUUCUAAAUUGUGGGCUCAAAGAGGACAGCAAGGUGCACAGUGGAAGAAAGUGGAAGUGUUUUUAGGCGUUCAAUCACAUAUACAGAUUGUCUUUAGGGCAAAGCGUGGUAUCAGUUACAUGGGAGAUGUAGCAGUGGAUGAUAUUUCCUUUCAAGAUUGUGCCCCCCUGCUUAGCCCAGACAGGAAGUGUACUGCUCAAGAAUUCACGUGUGCAAACAAGCAGUGCAUUGCAAAGGACAAGCUGUGUGAUUUUGUGAAUGAUUGCGCUGAUAAUUCAGAUGAAUCUACUUUCAUUUGCAGUACCUCCAGUGGGCGCUGUGACUUUGAGUUUGACCUUUGUUCUUGGGAGCAAGAGCAGAAUGAUGACUUUGACUGGAAUCUGAAAGCUAGCAGCAUCCCUGCUGUAGGCACAGAGCCAGCUGCUGAUCACACCUUACGAAACUCCUCUGGUCAUUACAUCUUCAUAAAGAGCUUGUUUCCUCAGCAGCCCAUGAGAGCAGCCAGAAUUUCAAGCCCAGUCAUAAGCAGAAGAAGCAAAAACUGCAAGAUAAUUUUUCAUUAUCACAUGUAUGGAAAUGGCAUUGGGGCACUCACCUUGACCCAGGUAUCAGUCUCCAACCAAACAAAGGUCCUACUUAACCUCACUGUAGAACAAGGCAAUUUCUGGCAGCGGAAAGAACUAUCACUGUCUGAUGAUGAGGACUUCCAACUUAAAUUUGAAGGUCGAGUUGGUGAAGGACACCAUGGUGAUAUUGCCCUGGAUGACAUUGUGCUUACAAGGAGUUGUCUAUCACCCCAGUUCUCCAUGAAAGAAGAACUUGCAGCACCUCUUCCAACAGGUUCCUGCCCUCCUGGCUAUUGGGAAUGUCAGAAUGGCAAAUGUUAUAAACCAGAGCAAAGCUGUAAUUUUGUAGAUGACUGUGGAGAUGAUACGGAUGAAAAUGAAUGUGGUACCUCCUGUACUUUUGAGAAAGGCUGGUGUGGCUGGCAAAACUCCCUGGCUGAUAACUUCGAUUGGGCUUUGGGAGUUGGCUCUCAUCAGAGCCUAAGACCUCCCGAAGACCACACACUUGGAAACAAAAAUGGGCACUUCUUGUAUCUGGAGGCUACUCCGGUGGGCCUUCAGGGUGAAGAAGCACACCUCAAGAGUGCUGUGUGGCAAGAAUCCAGCGCUGCCUGCACCCUAAGCUUCUGGUAUUUCAUAUCUGCAAAAGCCACGGGGUCCAUUCAGAUCCUCAUUAAGACAGAGAAAGGACUGUCAAAAGUAUGGCAAGAAAGUGAGCAGAACUCUGGUAAUCACUGGCAAAGGGCUGUCAUCCUGCUAGGAAAGCUAAGGAAUUUUGAAGUCCUAUUCCAAGGGAUCAGAACAAGGGAUCUAGGAGGAGGACCUGCGAUUGAUGACAUUGAAUUUAAAAACUGCAUGACUGUGGGAGAGACUUCUGAGAGUUGCCCGGAAGCCACUGAUUUUUUGUGCCACGACAAGAAGUGUGUUGCAUCCCACCUUGUCUGUGACUAUAAGCCAGACUGCUCUGAUAGGUCUGAUGAGGCUGACUGUGGCCGUUAUACAAACACAGCAGGAAGUUGCCAUUUUGAAACUUCAGGAAACUGGACCACAGCCUGCGGUCUUACUCAGGACUCUCAAGAUGACUUGGACUGGGCCAUUGGCACCAGAAUUCCUGCCGAAACAUCUAGUCCAGACAUUGAUCACACCCCAGGGAAUGGCCAGCACUUCCUGUCUGUCAGCUCAUCUGGACCCAAAGAAGGACACACGGCGAGAAUCACUACUUCCCAGUACUUUCCAGCAAGCCUCGGAAUGUGUACUGUUCGGUUCUGGUUCUACAUGGUUGACCCCAGGAGUAUGGGGUUAUUAAAGGUAUAUACCAUUGAGGAAUCUGGACUAAACAUCCUCGUGUGGUCAGUGAUUGGAAGCAAAAGAACUGGUUGGAUGUAUGGGCAUGUCCCUCUCUCCAGUUACAGUGCAUUUAAAGUGGCAUUUGAAGCUGAUUUGGCUGGAAAUGAGGAAAUCUUUAUUGCCCUUGAUGACAUCACUUUUACCCCAGAAUGUGUCUCUGGAGGUCCUGUGGCACCUCAGCCAUCACCCUGUGAAGCCUAUCAGUUUUCUUGUAUCUACACACGCCAGUGUGUCCCUCUCUCGGGGAAAUGUAAUGGACAGGAAGAUUGCAUAGACGGCUCUGAUGAAAUGGAUUGUUCUCUCAGCCCCCCUCCUCACCGCUGUGGUAAAAUGGAGUUCCAGUGCUCGAGCAACGAGUGUAUCCCAUCCCUCCUGCUAUGUGAUGGAGUGCCCGACUGUCACUUUAAUGAAGAUGAAUCCCGCUGCUCCAAUGGGAGCUGUUCUGAUGGUGCGUUGAUGUGCACUUCUUCUAAUAGCUGUAUCCCAGUUCACGAGCGCUGUGAUGGUUUGGCCAACUGCAUGGAUUUCCAGCUUGAUGAGUCCAGCUGCUCAGAGUGCCCAUUUGGUUACUGCAGAAAUGGUGGGAAUUGUGUAGUGGAGAAGAACGGUCCUGUGUGUCGAUGUGGACAAGGAUGGAAAGGAAAUCGAUGCCACAUUAAGGUUAACACUUCCCCUGAAGAUUUCACAUACACUAAUAAUAUAUGGGCUCUCCUGUGCAUUGGACUAGCUUUCCUGAUGAUUCAUACUAUAAUCGCAGUUGUGUGUUUUCUUGCAAACAGAAAAGUACCAGUCAGGAAAACUAAAGGAAGUGUUAAAUGUGCAUUUGUUAAUCCGGUUUAUGGGAACUGGAGUGACCCAGAGAAAACAGAGAGUUCUGUAUACUCCUUCUCAAAUCCAUUGUAUGGCACAACAUCAGGAUGCCUGGAGACCAUAUCUAAUCAUCUGAAGUACCAUCCAAAUCAAGUAUGAUCUAGGAUAUGCAGUUUGAGAAAAUCCUACUCUGAAACCUGAUAGAAACUCAUCUUAUGCAAUAGUAAAAAUAGAAGGGAUUCAGAAUACUAGUGUAAUUAUU